Syngnathoides biaculeatus (alligator pipefish) is the source of this 2190-nucleotide messenger RNA. It is a transcript of the gene cct7, whose product is annotated as chaperonin containing TCP1, subunit 7 (eta). The record is from RefSeq and is a predicted model, not a curated record. Gene Ontology annotation, molecular function: ATP-dependent protein folding chaperone; ATP binding; ATP hydrolysis activity. The transcript is spliced from 12 exons. NCBI's taxonomy places the organism in Eukaryota, Metazoa, Chordata, Actinopteri, Syngnathiformes, Syngnathidae. Gene Ontology annotation, biological process: protein folding. The coding region runs from base 59 to 1768 and encodes 569 amino acids. Gene Ontology annotation, cellular component: chaperonin-containing T-complex.
UCAAAAAUGACUUUUGGUUUGGCGUCUCUGUUGAUACCCUCCUUCUUGUCCCACGCUUAUGAACGCACCACAGCAAAGCAUUGUGGGACGGCUCGCAGGUCCUGAGCUUCUCGAAAGAACUACCGCGAAGAUGAUGCCCACGCCGGUGAUCCUGUUGAAGGAAGGGACGGACACGUCGCAGGGGAUCCCCCAGCUCAUCAGCAACAUCAAUGCUUGCCAGGUGAUAUCGGAGGCCGUGCGGACCACGCUGGGGCCCCGAGGCAUGGACAAGCUCAUGGUGGACGGGAGAGGUAAGGCCACCAUCUCCAAUGACGGGGCCACCAUCCUGAAGCUGCUGGAUGUGGUCCACCCCGCAGCCAAGACCCUGGUGGACAUCGCCCGGUCUCAGGAUGCCGAGGUCGGGGACGGCACCACCUCGGUCACGCUCCUGGCCGCCGAGUUUCUGAAACAGCUGAAGCCGUACGUGGAGGAGGGCCUCCACCCCCAGACCAUCAUCCGAGCGUUCCGCACCGCCACCGGUCUGGCCGUGGCCAAGAUCAGGGAGAUUGCCGUGCCGGUGAAGAAAGACGACAAAAAAGAGCAGAGGCAGUUGCUGGAAAAGUGUGCAGCCACGGCACUCAACUCCAAGCUGAUUGCUGGGCAGAAGGAGUUCUUCUCCAAGAUGGUGGUGGACGCGGUCAUGUCUCUGGAUGAGCUACUGUCCCUCAAGAUGAUCGGAAUCAAGAAGGUCCAGGGAGGAGGUCUGGAGGAUUCCCAGUUGAUUUCCGGGGUGGCCUUCAAGAAGACCUUCUCCUACGCCGGCUUCGAGAUGCAGCCCAAGUGUUACGAGAACCCCAAGAUUGCGCUGCUGAACGUGGAGCUGGAGCUGAAGGCCGAGAAGGACAAUGCGGAGGUCCGGGUGAAGUCUGUGGAGGACUAUCAAGCCAUCGUGGACGCGGAGUGGAACAUCCUUUACGACAAGCUGGAAAAAAUCCACCGGUCGGGAGCCAAAGUGGUUCUCUCCAAAUUGCCCAUAGGUGAUGUGGCCACCCAGUAUUUUGCAGACAGAGAUUUGUUCUGCGCCGGGAGGGUCCAGGAGGAAGACCUGAAGAGGACCAUGAUGGCCUGCGGGGGCUCCAUUCAGACGUCUGUGGGUAACAUGUCAGAUGACGUCCUGGGGCAGUGUGAGCUCUUUGAGGAGGUCCAGAUCGGAGGAGAAAGGUACAACUUGUUCAAGGGCUGCCCCAAGGCCAAGACGUGCACCAUCAUCCUGCGCGGCGGCGCCGAGCAGUUUACCGAGGAGACGGAGCGCUCGCUGCACGACGCCAUCAUGAUCGUGCGCAGAGCCAUCAAGAACGACUCGGUUGUCGCGGGCGGAGGAGCUGUGGAGAUGGAGCUGUCCAAGUAUCUGCGGGAUUAUUCCAGAACCAUCCCCGGGAAGCAGCAGCUCUUGAUCGGCGCCUACGCCAAGGCCCUGGAGAUCAUCCCCAGGCAGCUGUGCGACAACGCCGGCUUCGACGCCACCAACAUCCUCAACAAGCUGCGCGCCAAACACGCGCAGGGCGGCAUGUGGUACGGCGUGGACAUCAACAACGAGGACAUCGCCGACAACUUUGCCGCCUGCGUGUGGGAGCCGUCCGUCGUCCGGAUCAACGCGCUGACCGCGGCCUCGGAGGCGGCCUGCCUCAUCCUGUCCGUCGACGAGACCAUCAAGAACCCGCGCAGCGCCGUUGACGGACCGCCGGGCGGCGGGCGCGGCAGAGGCCGCGGAAGACCCCACGCCCACUAAGACCCCCUCCCGCCCCAAAGUGUCAGCUGCGUUUGGGUUCCCGAUCGAGGGACGUCGGCAGGCUGCUUCACGCUAGACUUGAGCUUGAGAGGUAACCCGGUUCUACUGCCUUUGCGUUCCAUUGACAGAAGCGGUUCCACGUCUGCCGGUCGUCUCCGACUCAUUUCAGUUUCUGGUUGUUUUCCCCCCACGUGUGAGUUUUGGCUUAAUUUUCGUGCGUGCGUCGCCGAGCGCGGCCUCUUUGUCACUCGUCGCGGUGCGGUUUCCCAACGUCAGGGCCCGCUUGUUCCUCUGGCGUUCGGUCGCCACUCGUCUGCUUUUGUGUGAUGUGACAAAGGCGGAAAGAAAAGCACUGAAAGGAUCUGCGCUGCGCGUGUGCGUAUUUAUUGGACCAUUCUUAAUAAAUGCACCUGCAAAGUCAA